AAGUUUAAUUGAAAAGAGCAUACCACUCUGCCAGUGUUAUGCGUAUGCGCAAGAAUCUAACCUAGAAAAGAAGCCGGACCACGCUGAUACGCGGUACCACGCUGGUUUUCGUAAAUAAGAAAGAGUAGAUGUGCCAAGUGUUUCAUUAAAGAUAAAAGCAGGCAAAGGGAGGAAAAACGGACCGUAAAUAUCCGUGCAUUAUAAUCCUCGAGUUUUCCUCUCCAUCUUUUCUCACAGUAUACGAUAUUCACCAUGGUGCACAGUAGAAUAUUCGCGCGGAAUCGAGCGCUAGGCUAUGUCAGCAAUCACGUACCUCUCGUAACGAGGUACAUCCUCAGGAGGAAGGAGCACCUGGUCGUCACGUGCGUAGGCAGGGAGUUCCACACGUACGGAUGCAAACACUUCACCCUGCUGAGCGUCUCGGGUACGCACGCCGACGACAUCACCUGCCUAGCCACUGACACGUUUCACGUGUACACGGCUAGCGCGAAUAAGAUAUUCGCGUGGCGCCGGGGGACCGAGCUGAAGCACAUCUACGCAGGUCACGACUGCACGGUCCAUCUGUUGCUGCCGUUCGGCGCGCACUUGCUUUCCGUCGACGAGAACAGCACCCUAAAGGUCUGGGACAUCAAAUUGGAGAGUCUUCUACUGGAGUUGAAUUUCAGCAACGAUGUCUUCAGGAUCACUGCACUGAUACACCCCAAUACCUACAUGAACAAGAUCCUGCUUGGCAGCGAGCAGGGCCAGUUGCAACUAUGGAAUCUCAAGCUGGCUAAGAUGAUCUAUACAUUUGAGGGGUGGCGGAGCAGCGUAACGGCGCUGGAGCAAGCGCCCGCGAUAGACGUGGCCGCCGUCGGUUUGAACGACGGACGCAUUAUUCUGCACAAUCUUAAAUAUGACGAGACUAUCUUCGAGCUCGUGCAAGAUUGGGGCUCAGUGAUAUCCAUCAGCUUUCGCACGGACGGUCAUCCUAUCAUGGCGACCGGCAGUCUAGGUGGGCAGAUUGUGUUGUGGAACCUGGAGCAGCGAACAGUAGAGAGCCAAUUGUGCAAUGCGCACGACGCCGCUGUCACGGGUCUGAGAUACAUACCGAAUGAGCCACUAUUAGUCUCGUCUUCACCUGAUAAUUCUCUUAAACUGUGGAUAUUUGACAUGACUGACGGUGCCGGUAGACUACUGAGAAUCAGGGAGGGUCACGCCGAACCGCCGACGAUCGUUCGGUUCUAUGGAAACGAUGGUAAUUAUCUGUUAACCGCAGGUGGCGAUUCCUCACUUCGGCUGUUCUCCACCGUCACAGAGAUAUUGAAUAAGAGCCUGGGCAAAGCCUCAUUUAACAGGAAAGCUUCAAAGAAGAAAGGUCACGCGGUUGACGAUCCGCUGUUGAUGCCACCAAUAACCAAACUCGCGUCCGAGGUGACACGGGAGAAGGAAUGGUGCAACAUAGUAGCCGCUCAUUCUGGUCUAGGUGUGGUCACUACGUGGUCAUCUCACCUCCAGAAGAUGGGUGACUUUAAAUUACUUCCCGAGAGAUUUAAGAACAAUUACAAUGCUAUCGCGACUGCUUUAUGUUUAACGAGAUGUGGGAACUUCGUCGUUAUCGGGUACAACACGGGUCACGUUGACAGAUUUAACAUGCAAUCGGGGAUCCAUCGAGCAUCCUAUGGGAACGAGAACGCCGCUCAUGAAGGUCCCGUUAGAGGCAUCAUGGUCGACGACUUGAAUCAGACUCUCGUCACAGCUGGCAAAGACGCAAACAUCAAGUUUUGGGAUUUUAAACCUAGGAAAGGUAUAAUUACGGCGAGAACGAUAUUAACGAUGGAAGACUCAAUCGAGUGGAUACGAUGUCACAAUGAGAGCUCCCUCGUGGCUAUAGCCUUGGAAAAUUUUGAUAUCAUGUUAAUGGAUCUGGACACAAGGAGAAUAGUUCGACACUUUCAAGGACAUGAGGGACGAAUAACUGAUGCGUGUUUCAAUCCUGACUCCAGGUGGUUAAUUACAGCAUCUAUGGAUUGCACAAUCCGCACUUGGGACAUACCAUCAUCACACUUAAUAGAUAUCUUUCAGGUUUCCGAGGCUUGUAUAUCCUUAAGUUUCUCUCCAACAGCAGAAUUUCUUGCGACCGCGCACGUACGUAACGUAGGAAUCUUCUUAUGGUCAAAUCGUAUGCUCUAUUCGCACGUCUCGCUAAAGGCUAUUAGUAAAGACGAUAUGAUACCCGAAGUAGAGCUUCCCGGAUCUUCCAUAGAAACCGAGAAAGUCGAUGAGAAAGAUGUCGUCGCCGCAGAGCCAGAUUACGUAUCUCCCGACCAACUCGACAGUGAUCUUAUAACUAUGUCCGCCGUGGCGCAAUCUCGAUGGCAGAAUUUACUCGAUAUCGAUAUCAUUAAAAAGAGAAACAAGGCGAAGCAACAACUAAAAGUCUCAGAGACUGCGCCGUUCUUUUUGCCUACGAUUCCGUCAUUGGAAUUGCGCUUCGAUUUCUCAAACGUUAACAUCAACGACAAUACUGAAACUUCUCGUAUUCAUCCGACCUUGCAAAAUAUUACUUUAUUCAAUAAGAGUCUGCAAUCAGUUGACGACAACUUUUUGGACGUGAUAGAAAAAUUGAAGGCAAUGGGUCCUAGUAAUAUCGAUUUCGAAAUUCAAUCGUUAUCCGUGGAUGAGAAUUCCGCUGAACUAGCAAUGCUACAAUUCAUGAAGAUGCUUCGUUACAUGAUGGAACAACAAAUGGAUUUCGAAUUGUCGCAAGCGUAUUUGGCAGUAUUCUUAAAGUGGCACGGUCCAACGAUUUCGGAGAAAGAUACGUUACGAGAUUGUCUGCGACAAAUCCAGGAGGUGCAAAUGAGAAACUGGUUUACGCUACGAGAGAAAUUAUUUUAUAACUUGAGUGUUGUACAAAGUUUUAAGAAAAUGUAAAUAAAAGACGAAUUAUUUUUAUAUCAUGUAAAUAAAUAUUUUGUAUAUCGUGUAAAUAAUUAACAAUCACAAAUAAAUCCGUUUUGUAUUA
This is a messenger RNA of Monomorium pharaonis (pharaoh ant), 3007 nucleotides long. Its product is annotated as WD repeat-containing protein 36. The transcript has 3 exons. NCBI's taxonomy places the organism in Eukaryota, Metazoa, Arthropoda, Insecta, Hymenoptera, Formicidae. Gene Ontology annotation, molecular function: protein binding. Gene Ontology annotation, cellular component: small-subunit processome; Pwp2p-containing subcomplex of 90S preribosome. Gene Ontology annotation, biological process: rRNA processing. Bases 253 to 2916 code for a protein of 887 amino acids. The record is from RefSeq and is a predicted model, not a curated record.